AUGAAUCUGGGUAACAUCAGAGCUAGUAUGGCUGGAGAAGAUGGACAGAAAAGGAAAGUCGCUUGGGACAGAGUUUAUGAGGGCAUCAAUGAAAUAUUGAUUGCAUCACCUCUUAAUCAUGCUUGUCCUCAUUCAACUUCAAGGGUCAGGAUUGUUUUGGUAUCAUAUUUUGGAAACGUGUCUGAUUACCAUAGGACGAAAACCAGUGAUACAAUUCAAGAUACAAUGUUCAAGUGUCAAGGAACAAAUUGGAAAGAUAUUCAUAGUAGACCUGCUAAUUUUGGUGAAAAAAUGACCAUUGAUAAAAGUCCAUUCCCUUAA
Melampsora larici-populina 98AG31 is the source of this 321-nucleotide messenger RNA. RefSeq lists its product as uncharacterized. The transcript is spliced from 2 exons. Lineage: Eukaryota; Fungi; Basidiomycota; Pucciniomycetes; Pucciniales; Melampsoraceae. Bases 1 to 321 code for a protein of 106 amino acids. The record is from RefSeq and is a predicted model, not a curated record.